AGCUGCCUGCGACCGUCCUGAGCUAAAUCGAGGUUCGUGUUUAUUUAUUUAUUUAUUUUAGAGCUGUGGUUGGAGGCGAUCGGACGCGUCUGAGCAUCGGUUUGUGUUUAUGCGCGGUUUAUUCAUGGCCACAGACGACAGACAUCAUGUCUCAGAAAAACGAGGUCUACACGUAUGACUUCUGUGAUGAAGCGCAUCCAGCUGAGCUCCUCGACGCGCUCAGGCGCUUCUACCUCCGCGGCCUGUUUACAGACGUGACCCUGCGGUGCGCAGACUCCGGACAGGUGUUCCACUGCCACAGGGCGCUGCUGGCAGCCCGCAGCUCCUACUUCAAAGUCAUGUUCACGGCCGACAUGAGGGAGAGGUCCGACAGCGUGGUCACGCUGAGCGGGGUGGACGGCGGCGUCCUGGGCGCGCUGCUGGACUACGUGUACAGCGCGCAGGUGCGCGUCACCGAGAGCAACGUGCAGAGCCUGCUGGAGGCGGCGGACCUGCUGCAGUUCGCCGCCGUCAAGCGCGCGUGCGAGGAGUUUCUCGUCCGCCACCUGGACGUGGACAACUGCCUGGGCAUGCGCGCCUUUGCCGAGCUCCACCUGUGCGCGCGGCUGGAGAGGGAGGCGCGCAGGGUGAUGCUGAGCAGGUUCCCGGAGCUCAUCGAGCAGGAGGAGUUCCUGGAGGUGGGCCGCGAGGAGGUGAGGUCGGUCCUCGCUGCUCAGAGCCUCACCGUGCAGAGAGAUGACGUGCUGGUGGAGGCUGUAGUCAGAUGGGUGACCCAUGACUUGGAUAAUCGAGUUCAGCACGUGUCAGACCUGCUGCACUCCUCCCACCUGGGUAUGGAUGAGCUUUACUUCAGAGCCUCUUUAGAGGUGCACAAACCUUACCUGGUGAAACACGGGCAACUAAAAUCUAUGAUUGUUAAGGCUUUGGGGUCUAAUGGCAAAGAGAUGCCUCCAAGCAGAAAAAUGUCCCCCAGCAUGUACAUCAUUGGAGGAUACUACUGGCACCCUCUGUGUGAGGUCCACAUCUGGGAUCCUGUCAGCAACACCUGGGUGCAGGGCAAGGACAUGCCUGACCCUGGAAGAGAGAGCUACAGUGUCAGCUUACUGGGAGCCGACAUCUACGUGACGGGUGGCUACAGGACCAACACUGUGGAGGCCCUGGACACGGUUUCAGUUUAUAACUGUGACUAUGAUGAAUGGACCGAGGCCUCCCCCAUGAUCACAGCCAGGUACUAUCACUGCUCCGUGGCAUUGCAUGGCUGCAUUUACGCCAUCGGGGGCUACAGAGGUGGAGCUCCGGAACAAGAGACUGAGUUUUAUGACCCAUUGAAAAAGAAAUGGUUUCCUGCGGCCAAAACGAUCCAAGGUGUGGGAAAUGCCACUGCAUGUGUAAUGGGAGAUAAUAUCUAUGUAAGCGGAGGACAUUAUGGGUACAGAGGAAGCUGCACUUAUGAGAAAAUCCAAGUGUACAGGUCAGAYGUCAACGAGUGGAGCAUCAUUACAGAAAGUCCCCAUCCAGAGUACGGGCUUUGCUCUGUGGCUUUAAACAACAAACUGUACCUGGUUGGUGGACAGACGACWGUGGCAGACUGCUACGACCCGGAGGGAGACGAGUGGAGGCCUGUAUCCRUGAUGAAAGAGAGGAGGAUGGAGUGUGGUGCUGUGGUUAUAAAYGGCUGUAUUUAUGUGACAGGGGGAUACUCCUAUUCGAAAGGGACUUAUCUGCAAAGCAUUGAAAAAUACGACCCGGAGCUGGACUCCUGGGAGAUAGUGGGGACUCUGCCCAGCCCGGUCAGGUCACACGGGUGUGUUUGUGUUCGUGUCGUCUAGUGGCAAACAUUUAUCACAAAGCAUUUUGUUUGUUAUCAGUUUUUACCAGAUCAAAUACUCACAGUAUUCACUGAACUGUGCCAACAGUUGUGCAGGUUUACAUGAAUCUGCACCAGGAUUUUUUUUUUUUGAAAGAUUUUCGCCAAAGCGCUGAAGUUGGUUCAAGAYAUAUUUAGCUAACAGACAGUGGUAACUCCAACAGAAUGCCAAAGUAAAAAAAAAAGAAGUAAAUAAAUAAUUGCGCAGUG
Molecule: messenger RNA, 2077 nt
Organism: Austrofundulus limnaeus
Lineage: Eukaryota; Metazoa; Chordata; Actinopteri; Cyprinodontiformes; Rivulidae
Gene: klhl23
Product: kelch-like family member 23
Exons: 4
Coding region: 147-1829 (560 amino acids)
Molecular function (GO): protein binding
Source: RefSeq, a predicted model, not a curated record